This is a messenger RNA of Arabidopsis lyrata subsp. lyrata, 1554 nucleotides long. Its product is annotated as UDP-glycosyltransferase 76E9. The transcript is spliced from 2 exons. Gene Ontology annotation, molecular function: UDP-glycosyltransferase activity. Lineage: Eukaryota; Viridiplantae; Streptophyta; Magnoliopsida; Brassicales; Brassicaceae. The coding region runs from base 91 to 1440 and encodes 449 amino acids. The record is from RefSeq and is a predicted model, not a curated record.
AGUUAUAUUAUAUUUGUGUCAUUUUCUUGUAGCUGGAAAGAAAGCAACCGGAAAAAAAAAAAAAAAAACAGAGGAAAGAGAAAUUUGGAAAUGGAGGAAAAGCAAGAGAGGAGGAGAAGGAUAGUGUUGAUUCCAGCUCCAGCACAAGGACACAUAUCUCCAAUGAUGCAACUCGCGAGAGCCCUUCACUUAAAGGGUUUCUCCAUUACAGUUGCUCAGACCAAGUUCAAUUACUUGAAGCCUUCAAAAGACUUAGCUGAUUUUCAGUUCAUCACCAUCCCAGAGAGCUUACCAGCCUCGGAUCUGAAGGAUCUAGGGCCAGUUUGGUUUCUCAUUAAACUCAACAAAGAGUGUGAGGUUAGCUUCAAGAAGUGUUUGGGUCAAUUUUUGGCGCAACAACAAGAAGAGAUCGCAUGUGUCAUCUACGACGAGUUCAUGUACUUUGCUGAAGCUGCAGCCAAAGAGUUUAACCUUCCCAAAAUUAUUUUCAGUACCGAAAAUGCAACGGCUUUUGCUUGUCGCUAUGCCAUGUGCAAACUCUAUGCAAAAGAUGGCUUGGCUCCCCUCAAAGAAGGAUGUGGGCGAGAAGAGGAGCUAGUGCCAGAGUUGCAUCCCCUUAGAUACAAAGACCUACCGACUUCAGCAUUUGCACCAGUAGAAGCCUCAGUGGAAGUGUUUAAAAGUUCAUGUGAUAUAGGCACAGCUUCCUCUAUGAUAAUCAACACAGUGAGUUGUCUAGAGAUUUCAUCCUUGGACUGGCUUCAACAAGAACUUAAAAUUCCGAUAUAUCCUAUAGGCCCUCUUCAUAUGAUGGCUUCAGCUCCUCCUACAAGUCUAAUAGAAGAGGAUGAGAGCUGCAUAGAUUGGCUGAACAAACAAAAGCCGAGCUCGGUGAUUUACAUAAGUUUGGGAAGCUUUACUUUGAUGGAAACUAAAGAAGUGUUGGAAAUGGCUUCGGGGUUGGUUAGUAGUAACCAACACUUCUUGUGGGUGAUUAGACCCGGGUCCAUCCUUGGUUCUGAAUUUUCUAAUGAGGAGUUAUUUAGUAAGAUGGAAAUAUCUGAUCGAGGCUACAUUGUGAAAUGGGCUCCACAAAAGCAAGUUCUUGCACAUUCUGCGGUUGGAGCAUUUUGGAGUCAUUGUGGAUGGAACUCGACUCUAGAGAGCAUGGGUGAAGGAGUUCCGAUGAUUUGUAGGCCUUUUACUACUGACCAAAAGGUAAAUGCGAGGUACGUGGAGUGUGUCUGGAGAGUUGGGGUUCAAGUGGAGGGUGAACUAAAGAAAGGAGUAGUCGAGAGAGCUGCGAAAAGGUUAAUGGUGGAUGAAGAAGGAGAGGAGAUGAAGAUGAGAGCUCUCAGUUUGAAAGAGAAACUCAAAUGCUCUGUACUACCUGAAGGUUCUUCACACGAUUCACUGGAUGACUUAAUCAAGACUCUAUGAACAUUUACAAAUAAAAUUUGUAUAUUUAGUCAUUUCACUUCUAGACAUAUCUAUGGUUUGGUUUUGCAUAAUUUAAGUUUAAAUUAUAAAUAAAAGUGAUGAACUUUUCAUAAU